CUGCAUCCUGUGGUGGUCAUAGAAGUGGAAGUUAUGCGGUUUCAAACUGAGCACUUGCUGUCCUGAGGAAGGAACACAUUUGACUAGACCGUAUCUUCUGUAAAGAUGUGCUGCACAUCAAUUCAUCUCCUCAUUGGUGCCUUACUUGUCUUUGCUGUUGAAAAUGAGGCGACAGCCAUGAACGUCACAGAAAAUGCCACAGCUCCAGUUUCAGUGAAUACGAACAAGACCAGCCAGUUCAAAAUGGACUCUACCACUCCAAGCUUCAAUUCCAAGGUGCCAAACCAGGUGGAUGUGAAUACCACAUCAGGAUCGCCUACUCCACCGCCCCAAGAACAUCCGCAGACCAAGAAUUACACCACAUACAAUUCUCUGAAGAACGUUUCACAAUCAAGCCCAAAUAAUAUGAGCAGAAACGCAACUACUAGCAAAACAACCACAGUGCAAACCGUCAAAACGAGUGGGCCAACGUCAUCUACCAAAAGCAAGGCAGCUUCUGCAGCACCAUCUGACAAAGGCCAGGGGAAAACAACUUCUGCAGCACCAUCUGAGAAAGGCCAGGGGUCAACAACUUAUGCAGUUAUCUUUAUUAUUGCUCUUCUGGUUCUCGCUGGGGUAAUAGUUUAUUGCUGCCUUACAAAGAAAUCCAGGAAGUACUCUGUGGAGUUACAUCCCAAACACGAAGAUGCUCAGAUCCCUCUCAGCACAGUGGAUGCAGAGGUGUUUGACACCACAUCAGUCAAAGAUAUGCAAACGUUCUCUCCUGUCGAGUCCACCGAGCCGCUUAAGGACCCUGCGCCUGAAUCUGAGAAGCCUGAGGAAGAGAAAGAAUCGACUGAUGUUAAACAAGAAAACCAACAGAAAUUAUCCAGCUCCCAGGCCCCAGAGAACCCAAAGGAUAAAAUGGAGGGGCUGACCGUAGUGGAUCUUACUGAUGGAGAGCCGACGAUCUCCACCAAAACCUCAAUGGAAUCCCUAGAUGAUGUUCUCAAUGAAAACAACAGCAACAAUACAAGGGUUGAAGUCAAGGGCAAUGGGCAUGAUUUCACUGAAAUCUCUAUUGAUGCUUAAUUUCUAAAAUUAAUCAGGUUCUUCCCAGCAUUUUACAAUGCUCUCUGAACCUGACUGAUGGAUUGUACUGGAACUGAAAGUAACAUCUGAACUCAAUUGUAAAUGAUGUGAGUCAUUGUUAGAACGCUUAAAGUGCUUAGAAAAGCAGAAAAGCGAUAUAUAAAUGUAAUGAAUUAUUAUUAUUAUUAUUAUUAUUAUUAUCAUUAUUAUUAUUAUUAGAACAGUGUUGUUUGAGUAUACAUAUAGCACUAAGAAAAGUCUGUAAAAACAGGGCUCAGUGUGAAUUUUAUAGUGAAUUUUCUGUAUACAUUUUCAAAAUCAAUUACUCAUAUUUUAAAAUACAUUUUGUGGUUUUAUGGUUAAAGGAAAUAUACAUAAACAUAAUGGAAAACGUAAUGGAGUUUCUGUUUUUCUGCAGAUUUUUGUUCCUACAUGGUAUUGCAAUUAGCAUAAUAGAUUUUAAUAUUUUAACUUGUUAAUUAUAAUUUUGUUGAUAAUUUUGUAAAUGUUGCAGCUUUUUAUUGUUGUUGGCUGCAUGUAAAUGAACAAUGUUUACUUUUUCUAUGUUAUUGCACCCAGAUAUCACAAUGUAUUUUCCAAGCAAAAGGAUGCUUGGAAAAUAACCAAAUAAUGAAAAACAUGUCAUUGUUAACAGCUCCAGGCUUUUUAAUAAAACUACAGAUUGGUCCCCCUCCCCAACCCCCAUUGGGAGUAUGUAUAUCAAUAUAUUACAUUGUUGAGUGUGGACUUUUAUGACAAAAUGUACAUUUUAACAUUUGUAUAUUUUAAUUAAAAAAUCAGGAUGUAAGUAAAGGAAAUCUUACCAGUGUUAUAGAGCUCACAGUUCCUCCAUUGUAUGUACAGUAUAUGUAUGUUUUAAUGCCUAUAGCUGUUAAAUGUUAAACAUAUGCAUCCACAUAAUGCAUCAUUUCUUUCUUUCUCUAUGUAAUGCUUUCAUUGUUGUAAACUUCCAUUUGACUUUAUGUUUCGGGUUAAAGCCUAGUUUUAUUAAUUUGUAUUAAGGUUUGUUUUCUUAAACUGCUGUAAACAACACAGUCUAAGAAAUAUACAGUAUAAGCCUACUGUUGUUUCUCCCUCUAUUAAUUCAUACAAUAAAAAUUGAUCUUGAUCAUACAUGUCAUUUAAUAUUACUUGUAGUUUACUUACAUCUUUUUCUUGAAAACAAGAAAAGUUGUGGUUUUUAAAUAAAAAUUGACUUUAAG
Molecule: messenger RNA, 2294 nt
Organism: Carassius auratus (goldfish)
Lineage: Eukaryota; Metazoa; Chordata; Actinopteri; Cypriniformes; Cyprinidae
Product: flocculation protein FLO11-like
Exons: 13
Coding region: 106-1071 (321 amino acids)
Source: RefSeq, a predicted model, not a curated record